UUCCAGAAACUUUAAAACUCACACCCCUCCAUCACACUCCACUUGCGCGUUCAAGAUGCGAGAUUGCCUGAGCAAUAGUUCCUCUCGCUACAGGCCUACAUUUGAUUCUGCUCGGUUAGUGAGAGAACAUUCUCCAAAAUUCUGCUUCCUAACAAAUUAUAUUUAAUUUUGUAUUUUUCCAUGUGCAUAUAUCAUUCACUCAUUUGAUUAGUAUAAUGAGGGGUUUUGGCUUUGAAGCCUGUUCAUUGUCGUUGACACAGCUAUGCAUCCUCAGUUGCAUAAUGCAAACAGUUCUUACGCAGGAUGCUUCGCCAUCAGCAGCUUUAAGGCAGAGAAUGCCAUGGCAACACAACGGGCAGGUGUUUAGUAUACUUAGCCACGGUUCUGAAUAUCAGCCUUCGGGACGAAGAGACCGAAACACAGGUUCAGCUCAACGGAAUCACAUAGUUGUCGUUAUCAACAAUAAUGAGACGGCUGAAGAGACGAAUGUGCACAGAUACCCUGCGCCAAGAGGCUCUCCAAGGCGGCCAGCGCCGGGUGUGCAAUUACGCACCGCGCGUCGACGUCCUAGUGGGGCGAUUAGACAUGAAAGACCCCAAGAGAACCGGGAGACUGCUUCAAGACCUUCAACAUCAAAUCCCACCGACGACAAACCCACAUCUACUAACUCUCCACCACUGACUAAUUUGAGAAGAGAGGAUAUGAUGGUUGGAGAUGACCCGAACAACCCCUAUAAAUCCAUUGGUUAUAAUCCCUAUAACCCCUAUUAUAAUUAUUAUGAUGCUUAUUACAGACCUAGAGCCAGAAGCAGAGAGCCGCAUGGUUAUGGCACAAGUUAUCAUCAACACGGAGGUCUCCCUGACUUGGUGCCUGACCCAUACUAUAUUCAAGUUUCCUCCUAUAUCCAGAGGUCGCCCAUGUACAAUCUGAGAUGUGCAGCCGAGGAAGGUUGCCUCGCAAGUUCUGCUCAGGGCGUGGCCGACUACGACACCCGGGUGCUGCUGCGGUUCCCCCAGCGCGUGAAGAACCAGGGCACUGCUGACUUCCUGCCCAGCAAACCUCGCUAUGCCUGGGAAUGGCACAGCUGCCAUCAUCACUUCCAUAGCAUGGACGAGUUCAGUCUGUACGAGCUGCUGGAGACCGGCUCAGAGAGGAGCGUUGCUGAGGGACACAAGGCCAGCUUCUGUUUGGAGGACACGUCAUGUGACCCGGGAUACUACAGACGCUUCGCCUGCACGUCUCACACUCAGGGAUUGAGUCCUGGAUGCUAUGACACCUAUAAUGCCGAUAUUGACUGUCAGUGGAUUGACAUUACUGAUGUAACACCUGGGAAGUAUAUCCUUAAGAUCACUGUAAACCCAGGUCACCAGGUUCCAGAGUCCAACUUUGACAAUAAUGUUGUUCGUUGUAGUGUUCAAUACAGUGGCACCUCUGUCCAGGUUUCAGGGUGUACUGUUACAUCGUACUAAGAACAAAGGAAACCACCGAAGAAGCUUAACGAUGAUUUGCAAAACAAGACAACAACCAACAUGGACGGACGAUCAAAUAUGAAGACAUUAUUGUUUACAGUAUUUAUUGGUCUGAGUUUCCCGCAAAGCGUAGCAUUUCUCUCUUUCUUUCUUUUCUUUUUUACUUUAUGAAUAUUCCUGGUUUAAACAAUAUCAUAUUACACUAUUCACCCUUCUUUUUUUUAAAGCAUAAUGUGCAAAGUUGAUAGAGACAAAGGUCAUGGAUGAGAAAGACUGUAGUAAGUAUUUCACUGUUGACGAAGCAUGUGACAUAACAUUUGAUUUUAAAUUUCAUCUUCACAAGCAUCAUUUUGUUUGGAAUGGUAAAAGGUUUAAUUGAUUUGUUGUGGUAUACAUUAUACAUAAAAUGGUUGUUUAGGUGCUAAUUUAAGAUUGUUAUUGUAUGGAAGUUUUAGUAUAAUGAAUAUAUUUAAUCAAAUGUUGCCAUUUUAAACAAUGUUUACAAUAUACGUGAAAUAUCGGUGCCACAUUUACUUGGGUUAUGUAAUACAUAUCGGUGCCACAUUUACUUGGGUUAUGUAAUAAAUAUCGGUGCCACAUUUACUUGGGUUAUGUAAUAAAUACUGGUGCCACAUUUACUUGGGUUAUGUAAUACAUAUCGGUGCUACAUUUACUUGGGUUAUGUAAUAAAUAUCGGUGCCACAUUUACUUGGGUUAUGUAAUACAUAUCGGUGCCACAUUUACUUGGGUUAUGUAAUAAAUAUCGGUGCCACAUUUACUUGGGUUAUGUAAUAAAUAUCGGUGCCACAUUUACUUGGGUUAUGUAAUAAAUAUCGGUGCCACAUUUACUUGGGUUAUGUAAUAAAUAUCGGUGCUACAUUUACUUGGGUUAUGUAAUAAAUACUGGUGCCACAUUUACUUGGGUUAUGUAAUAAAUACCGGUGCCACAUUUACUUGGGUUAUGUAAUAAAUACCGGUGCCACAUUUACUUGGGUUAUGUAAUAAAUACCGGUGCCACAUUUACUUGGGUAAUGUAAUAAAUAUCGGUGCCACAUUUACUUGGGUUAUGUAAUAAAUAUCGGUGCCACAUUUACUUGGGUUAUGUAAUAAAUAUCGGUGCCACAUUUACUUGGGUUAUGUAAUACAUAUCGGUGCUACAUUUACUUGGGUUAUGUAAUACAUAUUGGUGCUACAUUUACUUGGGUUAUGUAAUAAAUAUUGGUGCUACAUUUACUUGGGUUAUGUAAUAAAUAUUGGUGCUACAUUUACUUGGGUUAUGUAAUAAAUAUUGGUGCUACAUUUACUUGGGUUAUGUAAUAAAUAUUGGUGCUACAUUUACUUGGGUUAUGUAAUAAAUAUUGGUGCUACAUUUUGAGACUGGAGAAAAGUUAAAAUAUUUGUUUUAUUGGGACUAUAGAGAAUUAUUGACUUGUUUGUGUAUAUACAUUUGCAUUUGAGUCAUUUAGCAGAUGUUCUCAUCAACAGUGACUUACAGUAGUGAGCGCAUUUAGGAUAUUUUCUAUACAGGGAAACAAAAAACACUCUUUUAAGCUAGUUCUACUGAAAUUCUAACCAUACUGUACAUAUUGCCGGGCUCAUGUGUUCGUGUUCCAUUCAUGAUACAACACAAAGAUCUGCAAAUGUAUUGUGAAUGCAAUUUAAAUCAAGUUUGGAUUUUAUUUGAAAUUGCGUUUUUUUUUUGUCUCAAUAUUUGGAGAGAGAGAAAUAGGCCGUGUAAACACAAUAAAAUGCUUAAAGUUC
Molecule: messenger RNA, 3230 nt
Organism: Oncorhynchus tshawytscha (Chinook salmon)
Lineage: Eukaryota; Metazoa; Chordata; Actinopteri; Salmoniformes; Salmonidae
Product: protein-lysine 6-oxidase
Exons: 7
Coding region: 216-1469 (417 amino acids)
Biological process (GO): peptidyl-lysine oxidation
Molecular function (GO): protein-lysine 6-oxidase activity; copper ion binding
Source: RefSeq, a predicted model, not a curated record